Messenger RNA from Hymenoscyphus albidus, 547 nucleotides. Lineage: Eukaryota; Fungi; Ascomycota; Leotiomycetes; Helotiales; Helotiaceae. The record is from the annotation of a GenBank genome assembly.
AUGAGUUUGCACUGCCGCUUCUUACGCGUGGAUCUGGGGAGGGGUUUGGGGGGGGGGAAUGUUGAUGGUGUUGCUGCUGGUGGUGGUGUUAACGUUGGGGUUAGGCUUACGGCAUCAUCAGCCACGGAUGCGAUCAGUAAUCAACAAAGCGGGUUUUCGGCAAGGGAUGGGGAGCUCGGAGUUGACGCUGGUGUUCUUACAAAGACGCGGCGCUUGGAGGGGGAGGGGGAGUGGGGGAGUGCUAGUGUUAGUGAGCGUGUUGAUAAUGGACCACUUGCCCGGUAUGGGAGUGCUGGGGGAUUGGUGAGUGGACUUGGACUUGGAUUUUGGGAUCAGAAUCAACGACAACAACAACAGACUCAACAUCAACAUUUGACUCUGAAUGCGGAGAGGAUGACUACUACUACUACUUCUUUAGGAUAUACCACGACGAGGACGGGGAUGGGCGGACGGGAUUCCUCCUUCAUGGACGCGGCGUAUCCUGGUUCCCGUUCCCAGGAGAGACAUUCGCGGCCGUUUGGGGGCAGUUUGGGGCUGGGCAUUUUGA